This is a messenger RNA of Coniophora puteana RWD-64-598 SS2, 1720 nucleotides long. RefSeq lists its product as uncharacterized. The record is from RefSeq and is a predicted model, not a curated record. NCBI's taxonomy places the organism in Eukaryota, Fungi, Basidiomycota, Agaricomycetes, Boletales, Coniophoraceae. The transcript is spliced from 3 exons. Bases 1 to 1356 code for a protein of 451 amino acids.
AUGGGCUCUGCUAUUAGUUCUAUCACCGCCUCUCAGGUCGUCUUUGUCACCCUUAUAUGCGGCGCGCUCACGUACAGGCACUACCUCAAAAACCCUGCUUUCCAGCAGACCGUUCACCAAGCCAUCAGCUCGGGUGAGCCGAGUCUCUCUAGCAAUGCUGGUGCCGGAACCGGUGGAAGGAAGAAGAAGGCGAAGAAGGGCACAGACGCUGGAGCGGGUGUAGAGGCCGUUGAAGGAACAAAGCCAACCAUCGUCGCGUUUCCUCGCGUCGUACCAGGCGAACUCUCCCCACCAAGCGAUGCAGAUCAGACAGAGGGAGACACUGCGAGUGCCAGCGAGCCCGCGGCGAAGACGAAGAAGGCAAAGAAGAAGAAGAGCAAGGGUCCUGCUGCCUCUGUCACGGACGUCGCUACUCCUGGCGCUGCUGGCACCAAGUCCAGCGCCAGCGGCGAGCCCGAGAAGUCCGCGGCCCCUGCUGCGGCUGCUCGGCCUCCCAAGGGAAGCAAGUCGACUGCUACUCCUGCUGUGGCUGGUACCUCGCAGAAAACCCAGCCCAAAGAGCAGCAACCACCGCCCCAGGCGUACGACACCGACAGCUCCUGGACCCGCGUCGAGCCGAGCCGCAAGUCCAAACGCACCAAAGGCAAGACUGAAGGCGAUGACGACACCAAGCAGCAGCUCGGCGUCGCGACAGACUUCACGACGAGCGACACCGGCGCGUCUGGUGCGUCCGGGGCAGGCGACUCGCCCGUUACGGAGCGCACGGACGACGAGUUCCCGGUAGUCGGGACGAGCUCCGGGGUGUCCUCGGAGAACCGACGGACGUUCGCCGAGAAGAUGCUCCCAAAGCCGAGGAAGACCGGCGUCGAUGACAUGCUUGAGCAGUCGGAUUACCCGACCAUUGCGCGCGUUAUGAAGAUUAAACCCGGUCCUGGCGAGCAGCCACCGGCUGGGUUCUCGUGGCAAGACUACGAGGACGUGGAGCCUAUCUCUAACACAGGCACAGCGCAAACCGAUGGAGACGCGGGAGAUGACGAGGGCGAGUGGGGCGUCGUGAAGAGCAAGUCUCGUACAAAACCCUCACGCGAAGCCAGCACCUCCUCGGCCCCAGCCGCUCAAAAAGCCCCGGAGACGAUGACUAAGAAGCAGCGACAGAACGCGAACCGCCGCGCAGCUGAGAAGACCGCCAAGGCCGAUGCAGAGGCCGAACGCAUUGCGCGCCAGGCGCAGCACAAGCGCGACGUCGAGCGCGAGCGCAUCAUCGAGCAGGCGCACAAGAGCGGCAGCGGCUCGCGGAGCGUGAGUGGCGGGAUGAGCGCGAGCGUGGACAGUCGCGGGAAGAUGGUCUUUGACUGAAGUGGGCGUGAUGAAUAGAUUUCUGUGGUUUGCUAUUUCCAGCUGUUCAUUACCGAGGACGAGGAGGCUGGGCCCCGGGGAUAUUCUGUCUUGCCGCUCCGAGGUCGGCGGACUGGGGGAUCUUCGUCGACGACGAGCCUAGACGUGGAUGAGGUGCUUGCGUUCUCGUUGGGGGCAGGCUUAUUACAUAAAUAUUGGUCGUGUUGUUCUGUUUUCUUCUCUUUGUUUUCCGGACCCUUUGCUCGAGUCUGUCGACGUCGUUGACGGAGCGUUUUAAUCCAAACUAGUCUUUGUUGGACAUACAUACCUUUUCGUGCGCAUAUAUUACUCUACCACCUAGCUAUAGCCGCAACCCCGUAACCAC